This is a messenger RNA of Lolium rigidum, 2969 nucleotides long. Its product is annotated as receptor-like protein kinase FERONIA. The coding region runs from base 16 to 2700 and encodes 894 amino acids. The record is from RefSeq and is a predicted model, not a curated record. Gene Ontology annotation, molecular function: protein kinase activity; ATP binding. The transcript has a single exon. NCBI's taxonomy places the organism in Eukaryota, Viridiplantae, Streptophyta, Magnoliopsida, Poales, Poaceae. Gene Ontology annotation, biological process: protein phosphorylation.
CAGCUGAAGCACACCAUGAGAGGAGCCCCGAGAUGCGCGCUCCUGCUCCUCCUGGCAACGCUCCUCCCCGCGGCGUUGGCGCAGGGCGGAGGUAGCAACUCGACCGCGCCCGCGCCCUCCUCCGCCAGCACCCCCUUCGUGCCGCGCGACGACAUCCUGCUCGACUGCGGCGCGACGGGCACGGGCAACGACACGGACGGGCGGCGCUGGGACGGCGACGCGGGGUCCAAGUACGCGCCGGGGAACCUCGGCGCCGCCACCGCGGCGGCGCAGGACCCCUCGGUCCCGCAGACGCCCUACCUCACCGCGCGCGUCUCCUCCGCCCCCUUCACCUACUCCUUCCCGCUCGGCCCGGGCCGCAAGUUCCUCCGCCUCCACUUCUACCCAACCAACUACUCCUCCCUCAACGCCGCCGACGCGCGCUUCUCCGUCACCAUCCCCUCCGCGAAACUCACCCUGCUCUCCAACUUCAGCGCCUACCAGACCGCCACGGCGCUCAACUUCGCCUACCUCGUCCGCGAGUUCUCCGUCAACAUCACCGGCCCCACCCUCGACCUCACCUUCACCCCGGACAAGACCUCCCACCCGAACGCCUACGCGUUCAUCAACGGCAUCGAGGUGGUCUCCUCCCCGGACCUCUUCACCAUCUCCACCCCCGAGCUCGUCACGGGGGACGGCAACAACCAGCCCUUCCCGCUCGACUCCACCACCUCGCUGCAGACCAUGUACCGCCUCAACGUCGGCGGCCAGGCCAUCUCCCCCUCCAGGGACUCGGGCGGGUACCGCUCCUGGGACGACGACACGCCCUACAUCUACGGGGCCGGCGCCGGCGUCUCCUACCAGAACGACGACAACGUCACCAUCUCCUACCCCGACGCCGUGCCGCUGUACACGGCGCCCACCGACGUCUACGCCACCGCGCGGUCCAUGGGGCCCGACCCCAACGUCAACCUCGCCUACAACCUCACCUGGAUCAUGCAGGUGGACGCCGGGUUCAUGUACCUCGUCAGGCUCCACUUCUGCGAGAUCCAGUACCCCAUCACCAAGCCCAACCAGCGGGUCUUCGACAUCUUCAUCAACAACCAGACCGCCAUGCAGGGCGCCGAUGUCAUCCAGUGGGCGAGCCCCAAUGGGAUUGGCAGCCCCGUGUACAAGGACUACGUGGUCAACACUUUCGGCUCCGGGCCUGUGGAUUUCUGGGUGGCGCUCCAUCCGGAUCAGACCAACAAGCCGCAGUUCUACAAUGCCAUUCUCAAUGGGUUGGAGCUGUUCAAGCUGCAGCUUGCCAACGGGAGCCUCGUGGGGCUCAACCCUGUCCCGGUUGUCGAGCCGUUGAUGGGUGCCGGACCAGCCAAGAAGAAGUCGCUGGUCGGGCCUGUUGUCGGCGGAGUGCUUGCAGCUUUGGCCGUGCUUGCGCUUGGGUAUUGCUGCUUCAUCUGCAAGCGCCGGAGGAAGGCGGCCAAGGCUGCUGGCAUGAGUGAUGGGCAUUCUGGCUGGCUGCCGCUGUCGCUGUAUGGCAACUCGCACACUUCAAGCUCGGCCAAGUCGCACGCCACGGGGAGCUACGCUUCAUCCUUGCCAUCCAACCUGUGCCGCCAUUUCUCUUUCGCGGAGAUCAAGGCUGCGACGAAGAACUUUGAUGAGUCGCGGAUCCUUGGUGUCGGUGGGUUCGGCAAGGUUUACAAUGGGGAGAUUGAUGGGGGCACGACCAAGGUGGCUAUCAAGCGUGGCAACCCCUUGUCUGAGCAGGGUAUACAUGAGUUCCAGACUGAGAUUGAGAUGCUGUCGAAGCUCCGCCACCGUCAUCUCGUGUCGCUCAUUGGGUACUGCGAGGAGAAGAAUGAGAUGAUCCUCGUCUACGACUACAUGGCUCAUGGAACUCUGCGCGAGCACCUCUACAAGACCCAGAAUGCACCGCUCAGCUGGAGGCAGCGUUUGGAGAUCUGCAUUGGCGCUGCUCGCGGGCUUCACUACCUGCACACCGGCGCAAAGCACACCAUUAUCCACCGUGAUGUGAAGACGACCAACAUCCUCCUGGAUGAGAAGUGGGUCGCCAAGGUUUCAGAUUUCGGUCUGUCCAAGACCGGGCCAUCAAUGGAUCACACACAUGUGAGCACAGUUGUCAAGGGCAGUUUCGGUUACCUGGAUCCUGAGUACUUCCGCAGGCAGCAGCUCACCGAGAAAUCUGAUGUCUAUUCGUUUGGUGUUGUGCUGUUCGAGGUCCUCUGUGCUCGGCCUGCUUUGAACCCCACUCUUGCAAAGGAAGAAGUUAGCUUGGCAGAAUGGGCGCUGCACUGCCAGAAGAAGGGGAUCCUCGAUCAGAUUGUUGAUCCCUACCUAAAGGGCAAAAUUGUCCCACAGUGCUUCAAGAAGUUUGCCGAGACAGCCGAGAAGUGUGUCGCUGAUAAUGGCAUCGAGCGGCCUUCGAUGGGAGAUGUGCUCUGGAACUUGGAGUUUGCCCUUCAGAUGCAGGAAAGCGCAGAGGAGAGCGGAAGCAUUGGCUGUGGGAUGUCAGAUGAGGGCACUCCCCUUGUGAUGGUCGGAAAGAAGGAUCCCAACGAUCCAUCGAUCGAUUCAAGCACCACUACAACCACAACCACCUCCAUAAGCAUGGGUGACCAAAGCGUUGCGAGCAUCGACUCUGACGGGCUGACGCCUAGCGCCGUCUUCUCCCAGAUCAUGAACCCCAAGGGCCGGUGAGGUAAAAACUGGAUCAUCUUGUCAUCCUCGGAGCCUAAUUUAUUCAUUCAGCAUAUUUCCACGAGCUUGUGCUCUUGCUGCCUCGCAAGUUAUGUUUCGGAAGUCAGAGAAUUGUUUCAUAUUAGAUAUUUCUGUCUUGCCUUGGUUUUUAUUUUUCUCUCCAGCGUUGUAAUGACUUUAUAUGCUUAUUGGCUUGUAUUGUACCACCACUGCUACGUGCUAUUGACCCAACACGUAAAACUGUAUGAGAAAGUGAUGUGCACGACCUA